This is a messenger RNA of Vidua macroura (Pin-tailed whydah), 2062 nucleotides long. RefSeq lists its product as uncharacterized. The coding region runs from base 1 to 1758 and encodes 585 amino acids. NCBI's taxonomy places the organism in Eukaryota, Metazoa, Chordata, Aves, Passeriformes, Viduidae. The transcript has 7 exons. The record is from RefSeq and is a predicted model, not a curated record.
AUGAGGAAUUUGCGAAGUGAGGAAGGGCUGGGGAAAGAUGGGAAAGAUUCCAAAUCUCAAGAAGAAAACUGGGAACAAACUGAGGCCCUACACAGAAUGGAAGAAAAGAGUUCCACAGACAAAGCUGCCUUGGACAACAAGACAUGUAACAAAGCAAGAAGAGCCAGUAUCAGUGCCAGACUGCAUAAAGUAGAAUAUCAAGAGGAAACAGAGAUACAAACUGUAAAACUCCAGGAGCUGCUUGCUGAUGAGAGGAAAGGUGAUGUCUUUAAAAAUGAUUUGAUGGGUGAAGAUAUGGGAGCUAACAUCUUUGAAAUGGGUCUUAAUGUCUCUACUAGCUCCAAGCAGCAGGUAGACGGCUGGGGAAGGCUGUGCCUCCCCGGUGUCUCAGCCGGUGGGUACCGAGGAGGGGAGAUAAGAGAAAAUGCCGCGGCAGCCCACGCCCAGAGCGGGCAGCAAGGGGAUGGUGUGGGGAAGGAUUUGUCCAAGGGGAACGUGGAGAAACAUGGCUCAGGCAAACAGCAGCGGGAGGCGGUGUGGUACGGAAAGAGCAGCGAGGACUGGGAAGUUCUCUGCCUUCAAAACCUGCAGGCUAAUAGAGGCCAGCUGCAAGUCGUUUGUACCGCCGGCUUCCAGGAGAGGGAAAGCAGGGAGGUAUUGAUCCUACAGCCCCGGCAAUCCCUGGGACAUUUUGGUACCCCGGUGGAGGGACCUGGUGAUGUACAGAGCUUGUGGCGCUGGCAGGGCGGCCCGGGGCUGGAUGGGGCUGGAUUGGGUGUGUGGGGGGCUCUGGGCACUGCGGCUGGACGGGGACUGGAUUUGGUGUGGGGUGGGAGGGAGCCCCAGGACGAAAGGGAAGGGGGCAGCCACCAGGACACUGACUGGGAAGGAGUCGAUGUGCCAUUUGUAAGAAAGAACAUUAGAAAUGGAUUGUUAAGGGUGUCAGGAUCUGCUAUUGUACCCAGGCUCACCACACUGGAGCCCUUGCUGGACCAAGAAGUGUUUCCUGGAUUCCCAGGGGACAAGAGUUACAUAACCACCACUGGACCUUCAGAAGGAGACCAGACCCUUCCACAGGAUCACAGAUCCUUCAACAGAACCACAUCUGUCACUCCAGGAGGACUGCAGCCACCAUUCAAUAGGACUGCUGCCACCACUCUGACCCCCAGGGUGCCAGGGGAACUACCUGCCUGCUGUAAUGCUCCUGUUGAGACCAGGGAAUGCCUGCAUCCUGUACACCUUGCUUGGGAACGCAACGUGACCCGGUGUGGCACAACAUCUUCUCAAAGAGGAGGAGAGGAGACAGUCAACAGGCACCACGUCUGCACAGCCUGCCACAGAGGGAAGAGAAACCAAAAGCAGAGAAACAGGCACCACGUCUGCACAGCCUGCCUCAGAGGGAAAAGGAACCCAAAACACAGCAACAGGCACCACGUCUGCACAGCCUGCCACAGAGGGAAAAGAAACCAAAAGCAGGGAAACAGGCACCAUGUCUGCACAGCCUGCCCCAGAGGGAAAAGGAACUCAAAGCAGGGAAACAGGCACCACAUCUGCACAGCCUGCCCCAGAGGGAAGAGAAACCAAAAGCAGGGAAACAGGCACCACUUCUGCACAGCGUGCCCCAGAGGGAGGAGGAACCCAAAGGGCAGUCAGUGCUUCCACACAGAUCAUCACCGAGCCAGGACAGCCCGAGCCAGCAGCAGCUGCCCCUGUUCAGAAGAAGAAAUCCAAGAGCAAAUCCAUGCACACAGUGACUGAUGAGGAGCUGGCUGGACCCUCACACCCAGCAGAAGAGCCAGAGCCAGGGGUCAUCACUCUCUCUGUGUCCCCAGACCUGUGGAGGGAGCUCGCCCCCCAGAGCAGUGAGUCCAUCCUGGCCUGGCUGCUCCACCUCUGGGACACCACAGCCAGUGACACCCCUGUGCACAGGAGUGAGGCCAGGCAGCUGGGAUCCCUGUGCUGGGAUGUGGUCUAUGCCCAGGGCACCAGGAGAACCCAGGAAAGUCUCAGCCUCUGGUGGUGACUGCUGAUGAGUGUGAGGGAUGGAUGCCUUUGUAAAGAA